Rosa chinensis is the source of this 696-nucleotide messenger RNA. Its product is annotated as protein LIFEGUARD 4. The record is from RefSeq and is a predicted model, not a curated record. Gene Ontology annotation, cellular component: membrane. NCBI's taxonomy places the organism in Eukaryota, Viridiplantae, Streptophyta, Magnoliopsida, Rosales, Rosaceae. The coding region runs from base 1 to 696 and encodes 231 amino acids. The transcript is spliced from 3 exons.
AUGACCAAAGUCCAAACCAUCACAUAUUUCCCGCUCUUUUGCGCCAAACAAACACUAUUACCCCAUGCCACUAAUUUUGCAAAGAGCUGGAAGAAGAUGAUGACACCGAAGAUCAACUUGGAAGUCGGAGAGAUCCUCCGCCACCGCCGACUCUACCCAUCGAUGGUGGACAGCCCGGAGCUCCGCUGGGCCUUCAUUCUCAAAGUCUAUGCCAUCCUCACCGUCCAGUUGCUCCUCACCAUUGCCGUCGCCGCCACCGUCGAUUUGGUCCGUCCGAUCGCUUACUUCCUCUUCAAAACCCUCGCCGGCUUGCUGUCAAUAUCACCGGCCGUCUUCAAGGUGAUUUUGGAGGCUUGGGGUCUAACCACUGUGAUUUUCAUUGGCUUGACAUUGUACACAUUCUGGGCUACAAGGAGAGGCCGCGAUUUCGGCUUUCUUGGUCCUUUUCUAUUUGCAGCUUUGGUUGUUCUUCUUGGAUUUGGUUUGAUUCAGUUAUCUAGCUCUUUCUGUUUUGAGAUGAUUUUUCACCCUUUGGGUAAGAUCAGUCAUAUGAUAUACGGCAUUGUGGGUUGUAUCAUCUUCUGUUACUACAUUGUCUAUGACAUGGAUAAGCUGAUUAAGCGCCACCACUAUGACGACUACAUGCUGGCUGCAAUCGAGCUGUAUUUGGAUGUGAUCGCAGCUAGUGAUAGCUAA